AUGGCGACUCCAAAGAUCAUCUUACCCGAAAAGGGGAAGAAUAACAUCCUGAUUACCAGUGCCUUACCAUACGUGAACAAUGUUCCUCAUCUUGGAAAUAUUGUUGGUAGUGUGCUUAGCGCCGACGUAUUCUCCCGCUAUAGCAAGCUGAGAGAUCGUCCAACUCUGUAUAUUUGCGGCACUGAUGAAUAUGGUACUGCUACGGAAGUCAAGGCUCUGGAGACAAAGCAGACUCCCAAGGAACUUUGUGAUGAAUUCCACAAAAAACAUAAGGAUGUUUAUGACUGGUUUGAAAUUGGGUUUGAUUACUUCGGAAGGACGACGACGGAACAACAGACGAUUAUCGCACAGGAUAUUUUUAUGAAACUUCAUAAGAAUGGGUAUUUGGAGGAACGCACAACCACACAACCUUACUGCGAAUCGCACAAAUCCUUCCUUGCGGAUCGUUUCGUCGAAGGUACUUGUCCUAAGUGUCAAUAUGACGAUGCACGAGGGGAUCAAUGUGAUAAAUGUGGCAGUCUUCUGGAUGCCUUGGAGCUCAUCAACCCACACUGCAAAGUCGAUGGUGCUACUCCGGUUCCUCGCGAAACCAAGCAUAUCUUUUUACUUCUCGAUAAAUGUCAAGCUGCGAUUGAGGAAUGGUUCAACAAGUCUAGUGAAGAAGGAGGAUGGCCAAAGAAUGGUAUCAGUAUCACAAACUCAUGGCUGAAGCAGGGGCUGCUAGGACGAAGUAUUACUCGAGACUUGAAGUGGGGAACACCAAUUCCUUUGCCAGGUUAUGAGGAUAAGGUGCUUUAUGUUUGGUUUGAUGCUUGCAUUGGAUAUCCAUCGAUUACGGCAAAUUAUACAAAGGAUUGGGAGCUCUGGUGGCGCGAUCCUGAGAACGUUAAACUCUACCAGUUCAUGGGCAAGGACAAUGUUCCUUUCCAUACUGUUAUUUUCCCUGGAUCUCAAUUGGGAACUGGAGAUAAGUGGACUAAACUCAACCAUCUCUCUACAACUGAAUAUCUAAACUACGAGAACGGCAAAUUCUCGAAAUCUAGAGGUGUAGGUGUCUUCGGUGAUACUGCAAAAGAUACUGGUGUCCCACCAUCCGUAUGGAGAUACUACUUGUUAUCGAAUCGACCUGAAACAGCAGAUUCCCAAUUUGAAUGGGCAAACUUCAUUCAAUUGAACAACUCCGUCCUGCUCAAUAACUUGGGCAACUUUGUUAAUAGAGUCAUCAAGUUUGUCAAUGCGAAGAUGGAUGGAGUGAUCCCAGAAUACUCCCUCGACUACAAAGACGAGUCGUUCGAUUUCCCUGCUUUUAUCGAAGAAGUCAAUGGACAGUUGAAAGAUUAUAAUAAUGAUAUGGAAGCUGUGAAGAUUCGCGCCGGUUUAGAUCAAGUCAUGAAGAUCUCAACCAGCGGAAACAACCUCCUUCAAUACCGUUUAGACAAUGCCAACCUCGCCGAACACCCCGAAAGAACUCACACAGUCAUUGGACUUGCACUCAAUCUCGCCUAUCUCAUCGCAUCCAUCACCUCCCCGUUCAUGCCCUCCACUUCCGAAUCCAUCGUCACCCAACUCUCCGCCCCCCUCAUCUCUAUUCCCGACAAAUGGAACCCCGCUGUCCUCAAGAGCGGCCACAAGAUUGGCAAACCAGAAUAUCUCUUUACACGUAUCGACGAGAAGAAAGCCGAAGAAUGGAGAAAGCAAUAUGGAGGAACUCAAGCUUCCAGAAUGGCAGAAGAAGAAGUCCAGGCGAAGAAGAAGGCGGAUAAGGUGAGAGAUAAGGAGAGAAAGAAGGCAAAGAAGGAGGCCGAGAAAGCAGCCAAGGCUGCUGGAGGAGCUGAGAAGAAGGAUGCUCAGGUGCCAGUUGUUGUCGAGACUGAAUUACCUUUGAGAGGAAAGGUUGCGGAGGAGCAGGCUCCACCUCCUGCUGCAGCACCAUAG
Molecule: messenger RNA, 1935 nt
Organism: Sclerotinia borealis F-4128
Lineage: Eukaryota; Fungi; Ascomycota; Leotiomycetes; Helotiales; Sclerotiniaceae
Source: the annotation of a GenBank genome assembly